AGUCUGUUUGAAACUCCGACAAAGAAGUCUGGCACCAGCAGGGGUCUCUGAUACUCCUACCAGUAACCGUAGCUAUGGCAUUGAGGCUCAAGCGAGCUAGCAGUUCACCGUCGCCGUUCUCUUGGGAGUCACUUUCGCCCCCAAGGCCAUCUACACCCCUCUCGGAUACGCAGAUCGCAGAACUGUCAUCUCCACCAACGUCAUGGCUUUCUGCGCGUGACAUGAAAAUCUUCGGUGCUGAACCACUCAGACUAGACAUCGGGGUGGUUCGGUGUAGUGAAUGUGAAAAGCCGGUGUUACGCAGUGCCAUAUCUGAUCAUACUGUCAACUGCAGCGACAUUAAAUCGGGGAAGAAGUGGGUAAAGAGUAAGAGCGCAGAUGGCGAAGUGGAAUUAAAGAAGGGCAAGAAGCGUGCAGCUGACGGUGACGAGGUUGACGAUCCCUCUGAACCCAGCAAGAAGAAGGCAAAGGUGACGAAGGGAAGGACGAAGGGACCUGUCGAUUACGACAAGCAAUGUGGUGUCAUAAAUGAUAAAGGUCUUCCUUGCUCCCGUUCGCUUACGUGCAAAGCGCACUCCAUGGGUGCGAAACGCGCUGUUCAGGGACGAUCAAAACCGUACGACGAACUUCACCUCGAAUGGAAUCGCGCUAACAAUCCUAAUUGGGUGGAGCCCGUAAAGAAGGAAACAAAGGCGGAGAAAAAGGAGAAGAGAGAAAAGGAAAAGGCUGAGAAGAAGAGAAUGGCUAUGGAGGCUGCUAUUGCAUCUGGUUUGGAUCCUAAAAGCGCAGGCACAAAGAAAACAAUGAAGAAACCCGCGGUUUCAACUGCAUCUUACCGGUUGGAGGGCGAUGAUGGCACAGAGAAUUACGAUGAUAUUGACUCUGAAGCAGAGGUUGAUGCUCUAGUGAAAGCCGUCCAAGCUGCCCAGACAAGAGGUAUCAUUGGGAUUCCCCUGGCAGUUCCAACGUCGGAGAGCUUGUGGUUUGUUGCUAGACGAGAACGGCUACGAAAUUGUCGCAAUCACCUGGCGAACGCACUUGGUCGCAACGGAAUGGCUAGUGGAGUGUCAGUAAAUGGCAUGGCUAUUCUCUAGGGUACACUUCUUUGUUAUCAAGACCCUUGUCAAUGUAUUUUAGCAUCAAUGUGUUGUAGGUAGGUACUUAGUAGUAGUAUAUACUUGUCCAGGCGUUCGAUACUCACCCAAUUCAGUUUCCCGUGGCGGUGCCGUU
Pisolithus orientalis is the source of this 1230-nucleotide messenger RNA. Its product is annotated as SCA7-domain-containing protein. The coding region runs from base 75 to 1094 and encodes 339 amino acids. Gene Ontology annotation, biological process: RITS complex assembly; regulation of transcription by RNA polymerase II; regulatory ncRNA-mediated heterochromatin formation. The transcript is spliced from 3 exons. Lineage: Eukaryota; Fungi; Basidiomycota; Agaricomycetes; Boletales; Pisolithaceae. Gene Ontology annotation, cellular component: SAGA complex. The record is from RefSeq and is a predicted model, not a curated record.